CGCGGCUCGCCACCGAGCCCAAGCCGCAGACGCCCGCCCUGCCCUGCCCUGCCGUGCCGCUGUUCCCGCGCCGUGCCUGGAGCUCCCCGACGGACGGCGCCAGCCAUGGCAGAAAACAAGUUGAAGCAAUGUCAGGAGGCAGCAGAGGAAGUGACUGAGAUCAUGCUAGACAACUACAAUAAGGCGCUCGAACGUGAUGGCAAGCUUAGUGACCUGGAUGAAAGGGCAGACGAACUUCGUAACCAGAGCUCUGCCUUCUGCAAGACUUCAAAAACCGUGGCUGAGAAGAAGCGCUGGGAGAACAUGAAAUGGAAGAUCAUCCUGGGGGCGGUCAUUGCUGGGACGCUCAUCCUCAUCCUUGCUAUCGUUCUUUCCCUCACCCUGCCUGGAUCUGGGAACCAGGAUAGCCCAGCCCAGCCCAGUGCUGGUGGGAACUGAGUGGCUGAUUAAGACAAGCACAGAAUCUUCUCCACAGACGCUGCUGCCUGCUCUACCCUCAGCCAAGUGCAUUAUGGGUGCUAUUUUGGGCUUGGGCCAGAUUUGGCAGUCGCUUAGAGCAGUAUGUAAGGAUGCAAAAGCUGCAACCAGAAUUCUCCAGUAUCCAGCAACUAUGCUCAGAUCAUGUGCCUUCAGUCAGAGUAUCUGCGCUCGGUCCUAAAGGGCAAGGCAAUUUGCAGUCCCAAUCCGCUGUGAGAGCUGUGCCACAUGGUAAUCAGCACUUAAGAACUGUCCUUGCCUCUCUGGAUCCAAACUUCUGGAACAGAAGUAGCUACAGGGAGGUCGGCAACCGCAGGCGUGUUGGGGGCAGGCAGGACUCCUGUCAUCUGCAACCUGCUCAUUCCACUCCUGAAAUUUGCCACAGAAUAGAGGGUCUGGAUGUUUUGCUUAUCGUGGGGGGAAAAGUGGUGAUUGUUCUAGACAGUUGAGGCUGGGUGCCGUGAAGGGUGGCAGAGUAGGAGAAGAGACAGGUUUGAGCCAGGGGGCACAGUCGUGCACUAGUGCAGGCCCUACUUAUUUCAGUGGGGCUUGUACAAGAGAACUCUCCAAGAAUUUUCUCUCCUGUUAAUUUGGAUUUUCUGCCUCAGACACCAGCAUGCCUGGAUGUCAACUUUACUUUUUAUAUUUUGCAAAGGAUAUUUCCCCUCUACUGGGAAUGUGGCUGUUGCUCCUCAACCAUUUUAGUAAGCAGCAAGCUGUGUUUUUGAAGAUCUGGGGGAAUUUUAAGGAUGGGUGCAGCUUGAAGCUGGAGGGCCCACCUUCAGGCAGUUUCUCUUGUAUUAGAUGCAGCUUGCAAUUUGUGCACUAGUUCUGAGGGUUUUUGAAUGUGAAAAUUAGUGCUUCUCACAGAGGUACCAUCUUUAUUGCUAUGUCCCUUUAGCACUAGGAAAGCUAAUUUAGACUGCAAUGGUAUACUCACUUACCUGGGAGUAAGCCCCAUUGGAAGUUACUUUUGAGUAGAUAUGUAUAGGAUUGUGCUAUCAGAGAAACAGUUGUAUUUUAUUCCAUUUUAGGUGUUGUUUUGCCGGGGUGUGUGUGCUGUGUUUUAAAAGAACAUGUCUAGAUAUUUAGACACUUUCAUUAAUAGACUAUUACUUUUCAUCUUA
Messenger RNA from Elgaria multicarinata webbii, 1604 nucleotides. RefSeq names its product vesicle associated membrane protein 5 (gene VAMP5). The transcript is spliced from 3 exons. NCBI's taxonomy places the organism in Eukaryota, Metazoa, Chordata, Lepidosauria, Squamata, Anguidae. Gene Ontology annotation, biological process: Golgi to plasma membrane protein transport. Gene Ontology annotation, cellular component: plasma membrane. Bases 106 to 438 code for a protein of 110 amino acids. The record is from RefSeq and is a predicted model, not a curated record.